AUGGCCGAUGGGGCAAAUGUAGCACAGACGUUGGACGAAAUCCAAGAAGAUCACCUGACUUGUGGCAUCUGUCUUGAACGUUACAAAAAACCAAAAGUCCUUUCAUGUAUGCAUACAUUCUGUGAACACUGCUUGGUUUCUUUGCUCGAGAAGUCCGCAGGAAAAUUGAAAUGUCCCAACUGUUCAGCAAUUUGUCUACUUGAACAGGAAGGAAUACGUGGCCUGAAAGAGCAUGUUCAUAAAACUGUGUCACGAGCUGUAGUUGAAUACCAGAGUCAUCUGAGAGAUCUGCUGCCACACCUGAAUGAGAAGAAAGCAGUGUUAUCAAACAGCAUAUGCAGAGUAACAGACGCGCAAGAAAGGGUUGCAGGAAACAUGAAAGAAGAGAUAGAGAUAGUGAAGCAUGCAACCAAGGAAAUGGUGUCCACAAUACGUAACAAAAAAACAUCUGUAAUUGCCAACAUAGAGAUGACACGUGGUGAAUCAAUGAAACAGUUUGAAGCUCAGAUGGAUAAAUUAAGUAAUCAGCGUGAAAAGGUGAUUGAGAUGUGCAGCCAUAUUCAAAAUGUACUAGGCUGUAAAGAUAAUACAAAACAAUUACGUUUGAAACAGUCCACCUUGGAGCGAAUUGAAACAUUGCUCACUUUGGAUGUGGAAGUGGAUAUCCAAGAGGAAAGCCUGCAGGUCAAAUCACAAGCUGAUUUAAUCACCGCAGUUCUCACUCUAACUGCACCUGCUUGCAUUUCCCAGUGUACCAUUGGGGGAAAUGUUGCAAAAUGGCUUCUCAGAGGCUGUUCUUUGGACAUCCCUUUUUCAACCAAAGACUGCAUAGGUAAUAUCACAACAGGAGCAAAAAAUGUGAAUGCUGUUCUUACCAAACCAAAUGGCAUCAAGGAAGAAAUGCAAGUAACAGAUAACAUGGAUGGAACAUUCUCAGUUACUUUGCAUGGUAAUAUGACAGGCACACACAAAGUCAGUGUGACAGUUGGCGGAAAACAGAUUCAAGGAUCACCUAUCACAACUACAGUCCUUGGACGUGGUUUAGUGAAAACAGUUGGCAAAUAUGGCUGUGGCAUAUUACAAUUCAACAACAUUCAAAGCAUGGCAAUUAACAAUGAUGAUGAUAUUGUUGUAGUUGACACAAAUAACAAACGAUUACAAAUCAUAACAAAUGAAGGGAAAUUUAAGGGAAUAAUACCGUUAGAAUUUUGUCCUCUAGAUGUGGCUGUUCUAAAUGACAAUACUUACGUAGUUGUUGGAGGGGACAAAAUUGCUUCCAUCAGUAGUGACAGACAGAUAAUACAGUAUUUUAAUUCAGAAGGUGGAAAUUUAAAAAGCGCUACUAUAAGCCCUGUCAAUGGUCAUAUAUAUGCACUAAGUAAAAAGUGGAACAGUUGCGUUGGUGUUUAUACACCAGAAGGUAAAUUGAUAAAAUGGGUGAAAUUAAAGUUUGCAGGCGAUUGUAUUAGAUUCAAUAGUGAUAACUUAUUGUAUAAUAACUAUCCCAAUGUCAAUGUAUAUCAGGCAGAUGGAACAUUUUUGUAUAAUGUAUGUAAAGAAGGAAAAUUAGAUCAAGAACUACAUAAUCCGAGUAGUUUAGCAUUUGAUAAACAAAACAACAUGUAUGUAACCAGUGACCACAAAGUGCAGAAGUUUAACCAAGUAGGUACAUUUCUUGAACGAAUUGACAAUGUUGAGGAUGGACUGAACCAGCCAAGAGGUAUUGUGGUUACUGCUGAUCUUAGAAUAUUUGUUGCUGAUGGUAAAAACAAUUGUAUCAAAAUAUUUGUAUAA
Saccoglossus kowalevskii is the source of this 1794-nucleotide messenger RNA. Its product is annotated as tripartite motif-containing protein 2-like. NCBI's taxonomy places the organism in Eukaryota, Metazoa, Hemichordata, Enteropneusta, Harrimaniidae. The record is from RefSeq and is a predicted model, not a curated record.